Xenopus laevis (African clawed frog) is the source of this 2669-nucleotide messenger RNA. RefSeq names its product SERTA domain containing 2 L homeolog (gene sertad2.L). Gene Ontology annotation, biological process: positive regulation of DNA-templated transcription. Gene Ontology annotation, cellular component: nucleus. Bases 460 to 1413 code for a protein of 317 amino acids. The record is from RefSeq and is a predicted model, not a curated record. Lineage: Eukaryota; Metazoa; Chordata; Amphibia; Anura; Pipidae. The transcript is spliced from 3 exons.
GGGGGAAGGGAGAAAGCACUGAAGGAAAGAGGGAGGGAGGAAAGCGCUGCCAUGGACAGGGGCGGAGCUUUGACGUUGAGCUACAGGGCUAGGAGCUUGCGAGAGCUUCUCGUCACGUCAUUUGAUUUCAUGGCAAGUGCUGGGAGCACAGGCAGCCUCACAGUGGGGAUUUUUUUUCUCUUCUCUCUCCCCACCUCCUUCAUUGUAUAAUGCUUCUCCUUCCCGGCCAGGCACAGGCAUUGGCUUAAUCGCAGCAGCCGGACCGACAUAUGGAGCUGCUGCUGCUACACUAGGGGGAGGGGGAUGCGUUAGACCUCAGGUGUAAGUGCAUGGGGUUCCAGGGUUGUACUGCAAGAGGAGACUUUCGCACAGAGGAUCCCCGCAUCUUGCCUGGCUCGUUCUCUGUUAUACAGAGAGUUAGAAUCCCAUGACUGGAAGUAAGAAGAUAGGCACACAUAUAUGUUGGCUAAAGCAGGAAAGCGAAAGUUUGACGAGCAUGAAGACGGGAUGGAAGGCAAAGUGGUGUCCCCAACAGACGGACCAUCCAAAGUGUCCUACACCCUACAGCGCCAGACUAUUUUCAACAUUUCUCUUAUGAAACUCUAUAACCACAGGCCGCUGACUGAGCCAAGCUUACAAAGAACAGUUUUAAUUAACAACAUGUUGAGGCGAAUACAGGAUGAAAUGAAGCAAGAAGGUAGUUUGAGGCCUGUGUUUAUCGGCACUCCUCAGUCUACAGACCCUCUUGGUGACACCUAUCAGGAGGCACAACCUGCAUUCAGCCAUCUUGCCCCUCCUCUGGUUCAACCUAAUGACUUACUAAGCACUACACCACUAGAGUCUUGCCUCACCCCAGCAUCUUUGCUUGAGGAUGACACGUUUUGCACUUCUCAGACAACUCAGCAGAAUGGUUCCAGCAGCAAACUACCACCACCAACAUCUCCUCCGCCUCCUAUCCAGCCAGUAAAGGACAGUUUCUCUUCAGCUUUGGAUGAGAUUGAGGAAUUAUGCCCAACAUCUACCUCUACAGAGGCAGCUGCAACAGAAGAAGUGACGGCACAUGUCGAUUAUGACAAUGCUGCAUCCAGUAACCACAAGCCGGAGGGAACACAAGAGAGCCGAACAAGUGAGCCAAAACUAAUGGAUUCCCUUCCAGGGAAUUUUGAAUUAACGACAUCCACUGGCUUUCUUACUGACUUAACCUUGGAUGAUAUUCUCUUUUCUGAUAUUGAUACAUCCAUGUAUGAUUUUGAUCCUUGCACAUCCAAUGCUGGAACAGCCUCUAAGAUGGCUCCAGAUGAGCUUCUGAAAACGUUAUCUCCUUAUAGCAGCCAACCAGUAGCCCCAAGUCAGCCUUUUAAAAUUGACCUCACAGAAUUAGAUCAUAUUAUGGAGGUUCUGGUUGGCUCUUAAACAAGGUGACUUUUUUUAUGUCCUGUAACCCCACAGAUUCACAGCACUGUGCAUGCAUUCUCUCUUGCCUUUGACGAAAACAAUAAGGAUCAUGGUACAUUUUGCAUUACGCUGUAUUGGAGUGCCUUCUGUAUACUACUUUGGAGAAAUUUUAGAUGUGAUUCUCCAAGGAUCUUACCACAGUCCGCUGAUGAUUGCGUAUUACAAACCGUUUACCGACGGCAAAGACAUCAGUUUCAAUUGCAAAUGUUAAGCACACGAAUUAUGUUGGGGAACGCUGUAAAUUGCAUGUGCAUAAUUGUCUAUUUUUUCAAUAAGUUUUAUUGCAAAAAGGUAAAUUUUAUUAUUUAGAUAAUCAGAGUCCCAUUUUGGCAUUUUAUUCAUUCUUAGGUUGGAAAAUAGUUUAAAAAAAAAUGGAGGCAUUAAUUAUGGCUUUUACAGUUAAAUGGCAUAUACAUGGCUGCUUAGAUACCGCCGCCCGAAUGUUUUUAUAUUUUUGUACAGAUUCUGUCAUUCAUUAUAUUGUUUUUCUAGAAAAUGUAAAAAAAAAAAAAAACCUGUGUUUCUACAAACACACACAAAAUUAUUUUGAUGAGGUCUCAAGAUAUAGCCCUUCCUAUUUCUAACAUGCAAGUUAGACCUGUGCUUUUGUAAUCCUUUCAAUUGGUUUCUAGAUUUUAUAGUGCAAAAAAAAAAUGUUCAUGGAUCAAAGAGAGCCUGCAAUAAUUUCCAAACGGGGGGGCUACGUUGGAGUGAAUCGGGAGUAAAUGAUGAAUUUUCAUGGAGAUAUAUCCCUUGUUUUUAGCUUGUAAAAGUCUAGGGUUUUUUUUUUUCUACAGCCUCCUCCAUGGGUCGUAUAGACGCCCAAAAGUGUCUUUCCUUAGGCAAAACAUUUUCUUAUUUUGGGUCUCACUUCCUGGUCAGCUGACUGUAUUCUUAGCGCCACUGUGGUUAAAAAAACAAGGAAGCAGCAACCAAUCUGCUGCACGUUUUACAGCCCUUACGUGUAAGUCGUGGGGGGAUGGCUCUUCCCAGCCUGCAUAAAAAACAGCACAUGCAUUGCCUUAUCUUCUAUGAAGUGUGUUGGUUUCUAUAUAAACCUCUAAAUAUUCAACUAUAGCAAUGUACUAAUGUUGGGAUCUCUGGCGAUUGAUAAUCCCAUUGAAGCUUUUAUUGAAUUUCAGGGGGUUAUUUACUAAACCACAAAUGUAUAUGGUCGGGCUUUUUGGGGCAAAAACUCUUUUAAUUUUUUGUGA